Messenger RNA from Pelobates cultripes (western spadefoot toad), 5238 nucleotides. The record is from the annotation of a GenBank genome assembly. NCBI's taxonomy places the organism in Eukaryota, Metazoa, Chordata, Amphibia, Anura, Pelobatidae.
CUAGAAGGGGACGUAAUAUUCGUGAUCUGCUGGUACCUAGUCACUUUUCUACUAAACCACAACUGCGUGCCACUUGGUUGGGCACUCCCCCGAUGGGCACAUAUAGCUGUGGCAAAUGUGUAGCCUGUAAGUUUAUCCUCAAAAAUUCUAAGACCGUUAGCGAUAGUCAAGGACUAGGUUCCUUUAAAGUAAAAAGUUUUUUCAACUGUAAUACAAAGGGCCUUGUAUACCUACUUUCGUGUACAUGUGGACAGAAAUAUGUGGGGAAAACUUUUAGGGCUUUUAAGGAUAGGAUCAUGGAACAUGUGAGAUCCCCUAGGAAUCGUCUUGAGACACCUAUCUCGAGACACCUUAAAGAAUCUCACCAUGGGAAUUCUAAUAACCUCAGAUUUUGUGGAUUGGAAUUAGUAAAAAGGACCCCCAGACGGGGAGAUUUUGAUAAAAUACUCAGACAGAGGGAGUCGAGAUGGAUAUACGAACUCAAAACACUUCAACCUCUAGGUUUAAAUGAGGGUUUCUCUUUUGCUCCCUUCAUAUAACCGACAGAGUUGUCCUUUACAUGACACUGAGCAACACAUAUAUAUAUUUAUAUAUAUAUAUAUACAUAUGCAUAUAUUCUUAUAUGUAUACAUCUCUGACUUUCCUUCUUUUUUUCCUUUCUUGUCUUUUUACACUUUCUUCUUAUAAUAUAUAUUUUAUUUAUACCUGUUAUUACCAGCUUUAUUGAAAAUGUUUACCAUUCACCACUCUUUUCUUUGUCUUUAAUCAAUUUAUAUAAUGUAUUUUAUGUCAUCUAUACGGUUUUCUGCUUAUCUUUUUGUUUUAUCUCUGCUCUACUCCGUUUUCCCUCUUUUCUUCUCCCUAUUUGUCCCUUCACCCAUGUCCGGAUUUUGUACUAUCUUUUUAAAUAUGCCAUGAUUAGAAUCCCAUACGUCAUGGGAUUCUAUUUAAUGAUUCUUUAUGAUGUGGUAGCCUAUGCUAUAUACAUACAUAAAAAUAGUGUGGCAUAAUUAACAUCCAAAUUAGAUUUUCGGGUGAAUCCAUCUCUGUAUAUGUGCUGCCCUUUCUGCCCUGACAUGCACACAAAUGUCUUGGAGUGCUCUUCUUCUCUAAGUCCAUGCGCAUGCACGGACAUAAUGACAAGCGCUAUAUCAGAUUGUAAUUUGCGCAGAUGUGUUAGAGUGUAUCCAUCUAAGUUCGUGCGCAUGCGCGGAUGCCGCAGGGGAGCAUGCGCAGUACUACACUUUGGUCCUUGCGGACGUCGGUACGGGACAUGCACAAUGAGAGGAUGCUCAGGUGAUUAGACGAUGCCGGCUUGUGGCGAUUACCAACACCUGAUGGGAGACUCAUGGGAGGUAUUUAAACGAAGGAGGGGCGAGAUUCAAAUUGAUGCAUUUUAUUUUGGCCCUUGAGAAAGGCGGUUAGUCCGCCGAAACGCGCGUCGGGCUUCUCUUUGUUUUGAUGUAACCGUUGAUUUUGAUUUUACUUUACCAAUAUCCGACUCUCUAGUGUGUUACAGCAAUUUUUCUUUUUCUUUUCUUUUCUUUUUCUUUUUUUGUUUUUGGGGGGGACCAGACCUGGUUACCACGCUGGGGCAUCUAAGUCUGUAGUAUGGAGUAAUUAGUGGGUUGAUUUUUCCAUUUUUCCUUGCAUCCUGAUUGAAUACUCAUUCCUACUUUAUAUUUUCUCCUUUUACUACAUGAUCUUCUCUGUCCUUUCGAUUUCCACUAUGUGCCAAUAACUGUGCACUCUCUGGUCCUUUCUUUAUUAGAAACAUUAUUUUUUUAGCACUUACUCUAUAGUAAGAGUUUGCAUAAGUUCUACUCGCUACCUUUUGAAAGCGAUUGAUACAAUAUACCCCUCCAUUUUUUCAUAUGCUGGUAACUUUGUGCUUUCUAAUGUCUGGAAAGGUUUAGUCCAUAUCACUACUAUCACUUCUAGUAUUUAAUUAGGUUUACUUAUAUGAUCACACUCAAUAGUGGUUCACACUGUCAGUAUUACCUUUGGUAACAACUCUGUCUAAGUUUACAAUUGUUACAUCUUCUAGUGACUGACAUACCUUGCAGCUAAUAGAUCAGACUUUUCCGGGAGUCCUCAGGAUAUUUGGCUUUUUAUACUAUUUUUUCAAUAAAAUUUAUUUAUUUUCUAUAGACAUAUGUUUUUUGGGGUGGUUUGAAGGAGAGGGGCACGUCCUGUUACGAGGUGGUCUCUCCUUCAUUUUUCAUUUUUUGUAUAUAUUUUUGCGUUCUACGCAGGGUUAUGCCCUUGUUGCCACCCCUAUAACCCAUUUCUUAUGGUACUCCCUAUUAGGUUUCCUAUUUAGGAAGUACCGCUAUCUAUUAACAUUUAUUAGGUUUCAAUACCAGGGUUAUUCAGAGUGGUUCUACUUCUUCAAAUUUCUAAUAUGGCUGGUUUUCUGUUAAAUAAAAUUGAAAGCAAUAUUUGGUGUAAAGAUGCAGCAAAUGUGUUCUCUAAUACAAAACUAGACUUAAAUACCACUACUCCCAAUAUCAACAAGUCAUUUAAUAAACUUCAUAGUCUAUAUAAGAAACAGAUUCGAACAUCUUGGGAGAUCUCAUCUCUUGAGAACUAUAUGAGUAAGGAAAUGAUACCGAGAGGUCUAAGAGUAAUGAACACACCCUCAUCCUAUUCCGGUAACAUCGAUCUAAUGAAGGAAUGGGAAGCUGCGGCUGGGUCAUGCUCUAAAACAUUCAUGCAGAUUAUCUGCAAAUUUGAACACGAACAACUCAAAACUGUUAAUAUGGACCUAGAUGAAGAGAUUAAUGGGAUCAAACAGUUUCAAGAUGAUCCUAACUUCACCUUUCUUGAAUCUAGGCUGAAACAAAACCUAGAUAAAUUUCAAGAAACAGUGAAAUUUAGGAAACAUGAAAAAUUUCUGAGAGACUCUAAUGACUAUCAGACUGGGAACAUAUAUAAAGCAUUUAAUCGUAGAAUGAGACGCACAUCUGACAAUGGUUUAACUUCAGACUAUGACUCCUCAGACACAGAUUCUGGGAGCCAAAUUUCAAGUACUUCAGUUGAACCACAAUCACAAUCACAAUCCACUUUAUCCACUGUCCCCAAUCCAAGAGGAAUCCUUAAGAAGGGGGUUAAUUUUUUAGACCCAGGUUAUCAGGAGGAAUUCCCGAGACAGCGGACGAGGUAUCAGACUCGCAAUACGAGGGAAGGGGGGAGGAGGAGGAGAUAUUAGUCGAUAGCCAGAUAGCAAGAUGCAAGUCCGAGAUCAUUAAUCUAUCUUCUCGAAUACUAACUGCUGACCAAAAAGUCAUCUUAGGGAAGGGCCUCUCAUUCGUACCCACACCUUCCUUUGAUAAGUUCGGUUGGAUUAAGGAUCUGAACCUUUUUGUUAGGAAGUUGGCAUUACACAAAUUCCAUUCUGUUCAGAAUGAAAGAAAAGCCAGAGAUUUAGGACUUGCCCCACAAGACUAUCAAUGCCUCACCACCCUAUUGACCCUUCUAGACGAAAGUGACUCAAAUACCAUCUCGAACCGUACUGGCCUAAAACCAAAGAGCCGCUAUACUCCUAAUUUUGCGAGCUUUAGACAUAUUGAGCUCUUCUUAGAGGCAGCUAAAAUAGAGAUUGAAAAAAUCAGCUUGAAAUCUCUCCGCAUCCAUUCUAGGGAGAACCUCCUUAGACGGGAACAACGAGCUUUGAAAACCUUACAAGACGAUGCUGACAUCAUCAUCAAACCCGCCGACAAGGGGGGGAAUAUUGUAGUGAUGGAUGUGGACCAAUAUCUAGAUAUGGCCAAACGGGUCCUGAAGGACACUGAGACAUAUACAAUCCUUAAACAUGAUCCUACGGAUGAUUUUCUGUCCAAAUACAAGGAGAUAUUGGAGGAUGGUCGCAGUGGAGGGUUGCUAUCCGGUGACGAGUUUGAAUUUAUCCUCACUCGUCACCCUAAGGUAGCAACCUUCUACUGCCUACCUAAAGUUCAUAAGAACAAGGAGACACCCCCAGGACGUCCGAUUGUCUCUGGGGUUGAUAACCUUACACAAAACGGCAGCCUGUAUAUAGACAGAGUUUUAAGACCUUUUGUGGAACUAUUACCCUCCUAUAUUAGAGAUACCAAACAAGCACUGAAUAAACUUUCGAGUCUAAAAUUCUCCUCCACCGUCCAACUAUGCAGUUUGGACGUUGAAUCACUUUAUUCCUCUAUACCUCACGAUAGAGGAAUUGAACAUGUGGGAUUUUUUCUAGACCAGAGAACCCCCAAAGAUGAUCUACAUACGGCUUUCCUUCUACGCCUUCUUAGGUUUAUUUUGUCACAUAAUUACUUUCUGUUCAACAAUUGUAUAUACCACCAGAUUAGGGGAACCGCUAUGGGGACGGCUUGUGCCCCCUCAUAUGCGAAUCUCCAUCUUGGUUGGUGGGAACAUCAGAUCCGUAAUUCAGAUAUGCUAAGAGAAUACCUACCCAAAAUCCUAUGGUGGGGUCGCUAUAUCGACGACAUUUUGAUUGUCUGGCAGGGUACCCCUCAGGAGUUUUUGGCUAUGGUAGGAUUACUUAACUGUAACGACGAAAAUCUUCGUUUUACAUCUGAAUUCGGAGGACGUUCCAUCAAUUUUUUGGAUGUGACCAUUAGUAUUACUGAAGAUGGUACUUUCCAUUCUACAUUAUACAGAAAAUCUACGGCAACUAACUCUCUACUACACUGGACUAGUCACCAUCCCCGAUCCCUCAAGGAGGGUAUACCGGUGGGUCAAUAUCUCCGACUUCGGAGGAACUGUAGUGACAUCCAGGACUUUACUCUAAAAGUGAAACAACUUCGACAACACUUUAAGGAGAAGGGUUAUCCGAAUCGCUGUCUGAAAAAAGCCUAUAAGAGGGCACUACAGACUGAGAGGAGUGAUCUACUAUGUGACUUUUCAAAAAAGAUCACCAAUAAGGACGCAGGAAAUAUCCGUAUGAUUGCAACAUUCGACAUGGGGUGGCCAGAAGUACGAAAGUCACUGGAGAGAUUCUGGCCUAUCCUACUGAAUGACAUACAUCUUAAGGGGGCUCUUAGCCCACAUGUGGACAUUACAGCUAGAAGGGGACGUAAUAUUCGUGAUCUGCUGGUACCUAGUCACUUUUCUACUAAACCACAACUGCGUGCCACUUGGUUGGGCACUCCCCCGAUGGGCACAUAUAGCUGUGGCAAAUGUGUAGCCUGUAAGUUUAUCCUCAAAAAUUCUAAGACCGUUAGCGAUAGUCAAGGACUAGGUUCCUUUAAA